This is a messenger RNA of Gongylonema pulchrum, 2139 nucleotides long. The record is from the annotation of a GenBank genome assembly. NCBI's taxonomy places the organism in Eukaryota, Metazoa, Nematoda, Chromadorea, Rhabditida, Gongylonematidae.
AUGGCGUCAUUACAAGUGGAAGGUUCGAUGCUCGAGACGAGUUGUGGCUCUCCACAUUACGCUUGUCCGGAAGUUAUACGGGGCGAAAAGUACGAUGGUCGUAAAGCUGAUGUUUGGUCGUGUGGCGUUAUCCUUUAUGCUUUAUUAGUUGGUGCUUUGCCUUUUGAUGAUGAUAAUCUGCGCAAUCUGCUUGAAAAAGUCAAAAAAGGCGUCUUCCACAUCCCUCACUUCGUUCCAGCUGAUUGCCAAAAUCUUCUCAGGGCUAUGAUCGAGGUCGACCCGCAAAAGCGGCUUUCACUGGGCGAUGUGUUCAAACAUCCAUGGGUAGCUGGCAGCUCAAAAGCUGAACUUGAACUUGAGUUACCAAUGGCUCAAGUCGUACAGGAUAAAGAAAAAUUGGUCCGAGAGCUACUCUCCUCGAGGCAUAAUACCGAGAAAAUGGUUUACUUUUUGCUUUUGGAUCGGAAGAGGCGCAGACCAGCUCAUGAGGAUGAAACAGAGGUGAUCCUUCGCGGUUCCAAUCCCAGUCACGAUCCGCCAAGGAAGAGAACGGAUUCUUCAAGACCGUCUAGGUAUCCAGUUGGUUCAAUUAGCGAAGGAUCUCCAAUCAAUCCCCGGAAAACUUACGGGAGAUAUAGUCGUGGAAGGCAUUGCUCACUUGGAGGAUCGCCGAAUGGUUCGCCUCGUGAAUCAGUUAGUAGUGGUACUGAUACUUUAUCGUUUGCGUCGUCACGGCAGUCCGCCAAUACCGCUGCCCAGGUCGAAGACCGUGGCAGGAUAUCGGCUCGAGUCAACAACUAUCAUUAUUACACUCAGCCAGUGGAUCCAGAAACGCUUGCCGCUGCAGCAAGACGAGUUCGCACCAGUACUGAUGACAAGCAAUUACAGAAGAGUCCUCGGCAUUCACAGGCCGCUGCGAACAUGAUGCCAGAAGCGAGAAUCAGUUCAGCUUCGGGCUUGGGACCCGCAAAUACAUCCACAGGCAGUUUCAAUACGGGUGCAAUCAGCUCAUCGGGACCAUGGCGAAGACUGUCAAGCAUCAAGAACUCAUUUCUCGGGACUCCACGUUUUCAUCGCAGGAAGAUGAGCAGUGGAAGCAGUGGUACUGGUGAGAGCGAUUCCGAGGAAAACCAGGUGCUAGAGUCGUCUGAUUUGGUCAAAAAAUCCUGGUUUGGAUCGUUGGCAUCAAGCAUCAGUGUUGAACGGGACGAUGUUCAGAUUAUACCAGCGCAUGGGAAGUCAGUAAAUGCGAUAAAAGCGGAACUCAUUCGAGCAUUCCUGACGAUCCAUGAGCUGAGCCAUUCGGUUGUGGGCCAGAACUCAUUCCGUGUGGAGUACAAGAGAGGACCAACUGUUGGUGGAGGCGUUUUUUCAAGAGGUGUUAAAAUGCAAGUGGAUAUUGUGCAAGCUGCUCACACAGUUGCGUCCACAGAGGAUGCUCCAGUGUACGUUAUCCAGUUCGCGCUGCUUGCUGGCCCAAUCAGACGAUUCAGGAGGCUCGUUGAUCACUUAACUGCAAUUUUACAAGCUUUCCAACAAAGGUCCGAUAGGAGUGCAGCAUUGAUGGUGCGUCCUAGAAGGCUUUCCGAUUCAAGUGUCAGUAGUGCCUGCUCGGACUCGGAAUCGAACACGGCCGCAUCGAUACCACACGUUAGAAGUCAGACAGCGGAGCGAGUGGAGACAAAUUCAGCUCUGGAUAGCUACACUCUGCGAUCAGCGGGUGACGUGCGACAUGCACAACCUUCCAACAAUGAUUUGGUUUUCCAAAGACAUCGAGCAAGCGCGUUAGCAGCCUAUUUAAAGUCGCCGGUUCCUCGCCGACGCAAUCCGUCGCUGUUACUGGAUUCGAUUGGAACUCGAGUGAUGGCAGCAGGAUCCGGAUCCGAAGCAUCGUCACAAGGUGGGACGGCUCGGAAAGGUGCGCCCGGUGCUGAUGUUGCAGUAGCUGGAGAUACGAGUGAACACAGCGCAUCCACUCAGAGUAUGCACGCUUGCGGUGCUUCUGCUGAUGAACGUUCUCCUCCGAGUGCGCGGAACGCCGAAAGCCGAUCUCAGCCCGGUACACCCAAACAGCCGUUAGCACCCUCGUGGCGUCAACGAACUUCGCAAAUACCAAUCCUAAAAUCCGAAAAACUUUGA